Molecule: messenger RNA, 1747 nt
Organism: Camponotus floridanus (Florida carpenter ant)
Lineage: Eukaryota; Metazoa; Arthropoda; Insecta; Hymenoptera; Formicidae
Gene: UQCR-C1
Product: mitochondrial-processing peptidase subunit beta
Exons: 7
Coding region: 72-1505 (477 amino acids)
Cellular component (GO): mitochondrion
Molecular function (GO): metal ion binding; metalloendopeptidase activity
Source: RefSeq, a predicted model, not a curated record
AGUUCUCUUUGUCGUUUCGUCGGCAGCCGACGACGACAACAUCGGCUUCGCUCGAUAAUUGCCCCGAAAAAAUGGCGACUCGUCUAUUAAAAAUUGGUAGCGCACUGCGCAUAUAUACAAAUAAAACCAGCCUUGUAAAGAUACCAAAACAAUGGCAAUCAACUGCUGCUUCUCUGAAAGAAACGCUUAUCAAUCAACCAGCUACGAGAGUUACAACUUUGGAUAGUGGAAUGAGAGUUGCUAGUGAAGAUAGCGGAGCUGCAACAGCUACUGUUGGUCUUUGGAUAGAUUCUGGCAGUCGAUAUGAGACAGAUGAUAACAAUGGUGUUGCUCAUUUCAUGGAACACAUGGCUUUUAAGGGUACUGCCAAACGUUCUCAAACUGAUUUAGAAUUGGAAAUUGAGAACAUGGGAGCUCAUUUGAAUGCUUAUACAAGUCGAGAACAAACAGUAUUUUAUGCAAAAUGCUUGUCACAAGAUGUACCAAAAGCUAUUGAAAUUCUCAGUGAUAUUAUUAAAAAUUCUAAGUUAGGCGAAAAUGAAAUUGAAAGGGAACGUGGUGUUAUUUUACGUGAAAUGCAAGAAGUUGAAACAAAUUUGCAAGAAGUUGUAUUUGACCACUUGCAUGCUGCAGCCUAUCAAGGUACAUCUUUAGGACGGACGAUACUGGGCCCUACUAAAAAUAUUAAAAGUAUUUCACGAGACGAUCUUCAACAUUAUGUGAAAACUCAUUAUGGACCAUCUAGAUUUGUACUAGCUGGUGCUGGUGGUGUAGAUCAUAAUCAAUUAAUUGAACUUGCUAAUAAGCAUUUUGGUCAAAUGGCAGGACCAGAUUAUGAUGCUAUUCCAGAAUAUGUUAAAGCCUGCCGUUAUACUGGCUCUGAAAUAAGAGUUCGCGAUGAUACAAUCCCUCUCGCUCAUGUCGCGUUUGCUGUUGAAGGUGCUGGAUGGGCUGAAGCAGACAACAUUCCUCUUAUGGUCGCCAACACUCUUAUAGGAGCAUGGGAUCGUAGCCAAGGAGGGGGUGUAAAUAAUGCAAGCAAUCUAGCUAAAACUUGUGCAGAAGACGGCUUAUGUCAUAGUUACCAGAGUUUUAACACAUGUUAUAAGGAUACAGGACUGUGGGGUAUAUAUUUCGUUUGUGAUCCCAUGCAAUGUGAUGAUAUGAUAUCAAAUAUUCAACAUGAAUGGAUGAAAUUAUGUACAUCAGUUACUGAGAAAGAAGUAGCGCGUGCAAAGAAUAUUCUUAAAACUAAUAUGUUCUUACAAUUGGAUGGCACCACCGCUAUUUGCGAAGAUAUUGGCCGUCAAAUAUUAUGUUAUAACCGCCGUAUUCCACUUCACGAACUCGAGAUGAGGAUAGAUAGUGUAACUGCUCAAACUAUACAAAAUGUGGGUAUGAAGUAUAUUUUUGAUCAAUGUCCAGUGAUUGCAGCAGUUGGCCCUGUUGAAAAUCUACCAGAUUAUAAUUACAUUCGUGGAGCUAUGUAUUGGCUCAGAGUGUAAUCAUCUUCAAGUUGUCAACAAAUCUUAGCACAUCAAUUAGAAAUAAAAACUACGAUAUAUAUGUCUGCAAUCUGAGAAAAAUACUUGUAAAUUAAUAUUUGUGUUGUAAGUAUAAUUUUCUAAUAAUAAUGUUAUAACUUUCUCCCUACACGAAAAUUGUAGUUUUAUCUUAUCAUACAUUUAUGCAAAAUAAGUGAUCGUUGAUGUAUACUGCUUGAUUAAAAUAAAUGAUCGAAAAUGUA